UUCAGACAAAAAACUGAUGAUAGAAUGUCUGAAGCAUUAGAUAAUGUUGAUUUCAAAAGUUUUAUUGAAAAAUUUGCUUACAUGAAAACCACGAGCAUCAACAAAGAACGAACCGGUUUAAGUCCUAAAACGCGUAGUAAAGCCACGCGUAAAGAUCCUUAUCCACAGCAAAUAAAAAAGCGCAAACUUUCGAUUUCUAAAGUUUCGCAGUAUCCUCUAGACCACGCAUUGCCCGAUAUAAUAGAUCAUAAUUUGUUAGUUUUAUUUGUUGGAAUUAAUCCUGGUAUAAGAAGCGCACAGACUGGGCAUCACUUUUCUGGACCAACAAACCACUUUUAUCCAUGUCUAGUUGAAAGCGGAUUAACCAACAAUGAAGUUGUAAAUUAUGAAAAUGAUGCAGAAUUACCAAAAAGAUUUCGAAUUGGACUUAUCAAUGUUUGCUCCAGAACGAGUCGAUCUUCAGCUGAUUUGAAUAAAAGUGAAAUGAUGGAUGGAAUUCCUUCGCUCAUUAAUAAAGUAAAAUUAUAUAAGCCAAAAAUUUUAGGUUUUGUGGGAAAAUGCGCAUAUGAAGCAUAUGAAAGAUCAUGUAAAGAUUCUAAUACAAAUAAUAGUAAUAAAUCUUUACCAUUCAAGUUUGGGCUACAAUCAAAAAAGAUAUUUUGGGAUGAUGAUGGAUAUACUAAAAUAUCUGCAAUGCCUUCUACAAGUGGUAGAGUUUCUCAUUAUCAAAAAGAUUACAAAUUGAAAUUAUUUAAAGAAUUAAAAACAUUAAUUGAUAUUGAAAGGGAACAAGAAGGAACAAAUAAAUUAUAUCAAUUGGAAAGUUGAGGCAAGAGAACGUAUAUAACAAUCUGUUUUUAUGAAAUGAAUAAAUUAAGCGAAUAAAAAAUAUUCAAUAUUAUAUGACAUUAUAUAUAUAUAAAUAAAUUAGUAUAUAAAUAUUUUCAUAUU
Molecule: messenger RNA, 951 nt
Organism: Rhizophagus irregularis DAOM 181602=DAOM 197198
Lineage: Eukaryota; Fungi; Glomeromycota; Glomeromycetes; Glomerales; Glomeraceae
Biological process (GO): base-excision repair, AP site formation
Molecular function (GO): uracil DNA N-glycosylase activity; pyrimidine-specific mismatch base pair DNA N-glycosylase activity
Source: RefSeq, a predicted model, not a curated record